AUGUGCUUGACUAUGAGAAAAGCAGAUCUCCUGAAAUUAUUAACAGCAAUAAUUAUCAUGUUCAUUGUAUGUUUGCCUGAAUUUUUCAAAACCCAUGAAGCAAGCACUGUGAUUAUAUCAUGCAUGGAUGCUUGUUCAUUAAAUAAUGUCACCUUUCCAGUCUGUGCUUUUAACAAUUCUUCUGAAAGCUUCCUGCAACAAGGAAGUGAAAAACAGACUGUUUUUUUGAAGGUCUUUAUAAAUUACUCUGAUUUUCAAAAUACUCCAAGUAUUUGCCAAGUCUCCAGGACUGAACUGCAACCAUAUAUUUUAAAUUCCACCUGUGAAUCCGAGGAUGAUAUGAAUGUUGUUCACCAGGGAUCAAGAUCAGAAGAAGUGAGAGGAUCAUUAGAUAUGAAAGCAAAAAAAAUUAUUUCUUUCCAUAAACAUUUCAAUUUCACUGUGGGUUAUGUGAAUGAAGAAAGUGAGGAAUACAACAUUUACUAUAUACUGGAAGUCCUCAUUAGAAAUUCUACAACCAGAAGAGGAAACACUACAGAAGAAAGCAUAAAUCACUCAUGUAUAGCAGCAAUGACGGAAGACCAAAAUGGCUGUAUAAAUAUUUCACUGCAACUACAGCCUUAUGUGGAAAAUACAAUGUGUAUACCGAAGAUCAUUUGGCUUGUUCUGAUUCCAUUUGUUUUUGUGCUUACUGUCAUUACUGUUACCUACAAAGUAUUCCAAGAAAAUAAAAAACACUUCCAUAGCAAAUAUAGAGCAACGGCAGCUUCUGUUAUCCAACAAAAAGACAGCAAAAGCUCAAAAGAAUCUACACCUACUAAUGUUAUUCAGCUCCUUUCAGAGCCCAACCAACGAAGACCCGCAGCUAUCACACAAACAGCAGAGAUAUUGCCUGCAAUUCCUGAACAUGAGCAUUCUCAGCAGGCGUAGGAGUUUCAGGCAUUCCAGUAUGAAACAUAAUCGAUACACCAUGAAAGAAGCCAUCUUCAUUUCCAAUACA
Molecule: messenger RNA, 1000 nt
Organism: Terrapene triunguis (Three-toed box turtle)
Lineage: Eukaryota; Metazoa; Chordata; Testudines; Emydidae
Gene: TMEM156
Product: transmembrane protein 156
Exons: 7
Coding region: 1-930 (309 amino acids)
Source: RefSeq, a predicted model, not a curated record